AUGCCUGGUGCAAGAUUAUGUUUAUCAUAUCUUUCGGAACUAGAGUGUAGUACUGAUGAUUCACCGAGAUACUUUUUUUGUCUUGCAGAAUUUUGUCGAAAGAUUCAAAAGCUUCGUGUUUAUCCUUGUGAAGAAGAUAAUCAAGGCUUGGCUACUUUGAUUACUUUUCAACAUCGUUUGAUUCAUCUGGAAUUGAAAACAGACAACGGUGAAAUGGUGGAAAAAUUAACACAUAUUGGCGAUGCGCUUACUACUCAAGCGCAAUCUUUAACUUACAUCAAUGUUUAUAAUAAUUUAUUUUUUUCUACUGAGCAUUUAUCUACAUUUGUUUUUCUUAAAGUUUUAAAACUUUAUGUCACUUCUGAAAUACCAAGAAAGUUUUGGCUUUGUAACAUGGUUUUACCUCAUCUCGAAAUACUUGAUGUAUUUCGAGAUGAAUUUACACCGUUUAGAAUUUAUAAAUGUUUUAUCGAACAUUCUUCAUCUAAUUUUCGGAGAAUUUAUUGGAACAGAUUACUUGCUUCACCACCAGAAAAUAAAGAAAUUCAAGAAUUCAUUCGAAUUAUUUCAAGAUCAGCUCAUUCACUCAAAUUUGUCACUAUUUGUUAUUCGGAUGAUUUUAUCGAAGAAUUUACACAAUUUUUAUCACUUUGUACAAAUCUAGUUGGAAUUAAGAUUUGUGCUAAAGAUUUAAUCGAAGAUGGUACUAAUAGUACUAUGAUUAACGCAGAAAAUAUUUUAAAAGUUAUUGUUGAUAAAGCACCAAAAAAUUUUUCUAUUUUAAAUUUUGACGGAAAUUGGACAUUUUCUUUUCAUGAUAUUGAAUCUUUUUUUUUCAAUUGGAAAUAUAGAAAUUUGUCGAUGUCGGGUCGACCAUUGUCUUUAUUUAUUUCAGAAGAUUGUGAAUUUUCUUGGGGGUUAUCGGUUGAUGAUUUGAUUAAUAAAUAUGUAGAUGAAAAUGUUUUAAAAUGUUUUAGAAUAACGGAAUUUUUGGACUUGGAAGAUAAAGAACUUAUAGAU
Molecule: messenger RNA, 1020 nt
Organism: Racocetra fulgida
Lineage: Eukaryota; Fungi; Glomeromycota; Glomeromycetes; Diversisporales; Gigasporaceae
Source: the annotation of a GenBank genome assembly